Molecule: messenger RNA, 1693 nt
Organism: Dermacentor silvarum
Lineage: Eukaryota; Metazoa; Arthropoda; Arachnida; Ixodida; Ixodidae
Product: glycoprotein 3-alpha-L-fucosyltransferase A
Exons: 4
Coding region: 4-948 (314 amino acids)
Cellular component (GO): membrane
Molecular function (GO): alpha-(1->3)-fucosyltransferase activity
Source: RefSeq, a predicted model, not a curated record
UCCAUGAAGACCAUUCUUCUGGACGGCAGCUGGUACGACUUCCUGAGUGGUCAGGCGCUGUUCCUUCGUGACCGGUGUCCCGUGGACAAGUGCCGCGUCUUCAUGGGGAGCGCCAACGGAGGCGUAGCCGCGAUGGCGGACGCCAUCAUAUUCAAGGACGGCUACAGCUUGACACCGCAGACGAGCAAAGGGAACCAGCGGUGGAUAGUGUACCUGCUCGAGAACCCCUUGCACUCGGCCGUCUCGCAGGAAUCGAGCGGCAUCGACUGGACGGCCACCUACAGGAAGGACUCGGAUAUUGUGACGCCGUACGAAAAGUUCGUGCUCUUCGACCCGCUGGUGAAGACGAUAAAGCGCGACUACGACUACGCCCAGAACAAAACCAAGAUGGUCGCCUGGUUCGUCUCCAACUGCGCGGCCGCCAACGGGCGCCUCGAGUACGCGCACAAACUAAGCAAUUACAUACAGGUGGACAUCUACGGCCAGUGCGGGCCUCUUUCGUGUCCGCGACAUGAGAGUGAGAGGUGCUACCAGAUGUUGGACAUGGAAUACUUAUUUUACCUGGCAUUCGAGAACGCCAACUGCAAGGACUACAUCACCGAGAAGUUCUUCAAUGCUCUGCGGCACAAUGUGGUCCCCGUGGUGAUGGGCGCUUCCCGUGAGGAGUACCUGGCCGCGGCUCCGUACCAUUCGUACAUCCACGUGGACGACUUCGCGUCGCCCAAGGAGCUGGCCGAGUACCUGCACCUGCUUAGCCGCAACCGGUCGCUGUACAACCAGUACUUCGAGUGGAAAGGCACCGGGGAGUUCGUCAACACGUACUUCUGGUGCCGCCUGUGCGCAAUGCUGCACGCGCCGCCAGCUCCGGCGAAGCGGCGAACGCAAAGCGUUCACGAUUGGUGGCUAAAAGACGCGUGCAAGAGUGCGAACGAUGCACCCCAGACCUGACUUGCGUUCACUAUAUAUAGGUUCGAUGCGCAUUUUCACACGAUGUUUUAGAGAUUUGACUGCAGGACUGAUCCACUCGGCCCGUUUCACGACCGUCCAUUUUUGUUCUCGUGUGACUCGUUGGCGCGUGCCAUGCAAAGACUGAAACUGUACACGAAACUGCGUACAGCAGCCGUGCGCGACGCGUGGACUGCUACCUUUUCGUUGUCUCUUGUCGCAAUGUUGCAUUGUCUGUGCCUCCCGCCCCCUUUACUCCUUCCUUCUUUCUUAAAGGCCGUACCAAGUCAAGCUGUGCCAGUUUGUUAUCUGCGCAGCGGAAAAGCGAAAAAAAAAAAAAAAAAAAAAAAAAAAAACAAGCCGGGCGACACAGGGAGACUGAGGAGCUCACGUGUCCGGAUCUGAUUUCUUGCUGAUGCCUGUCACUGUGUUUGCGCUCACAUUUUUUUUUUUUUUGCAUUUGUUAGUCCCGCUUCCGUGCAUUUGUUACUGUUUGUUUUCUGGCUUGUUUAAUGAUUACAACUUGUUUUCGUGUUUGUUUGAGUGUCGUUUUGGGCUUUCAGGAGGAGGCUGUGACAGUAUUUCAUAAUAUCGAUGCGCGCGUAUUUGCGAAUUUCGAAUUACGCACCAAUGAAUGCACAUCACAGGCGUCGGUAAUCAUUUCUAGCUAUUUAUACACUGUUGUCCAUUUCCGAUGCGCCGCGACGUUGUGUCGCACAUAGUAGGUGCGAAGUGUGAAUAAAUUUGA